AUAGCAUUUGAUGCUUUCUAUCAAUUAACAUCACCAUCUCCUUGUCUAUUUUUGGUUACUGCUUUCUCAUUUGUGUCUCUUCACUGCGGCUUUAGCAACAGAUUGUCUGUCAAUAUGGCACAAUUCUCAGACCGAUACUCAUCGACGAAGGAUUCGAAGCAUCAAUCAUCUCAUGAUUCAAACCUUUUCGAGCCUGCAAUUAAUACUACUGAUACGGGAGUAUCUGGAAUAGGGCGUCUCCCACCUCAUGUUCAUGAAAUGUUGAACCAUGCCAGUGCGCAAUUGGCUUCCCAUAAUCAAAAGACCCUCGAAUCUGGAUAUGAAAAUAAAAUCACCAGGAUGGGCUCUUUGAAAGCAAUAACCUCCCAAGGAAAUUACAACACACUUGAUAUUCGCCGUGGAAAAUUGGAUUUUCGUGCUGACCACGGGACAGUUCCACGUAUCACUGCAGCUGGCUCUGGAUACACCUAUGCUCAUGCCCCUAAAACGCGUUUUGGUGACCAGCAGUCCGAUCCUCAUCGCAAGAAGCAAAUCCAAAUUAACUAUCUGGACAGCUUGGCUUCACGGACCCCUACACCAGGUUCCCUUCACGGUGAACUGCAAGCCAAAGAAAGCCUGCGAGUUAUACUUACCAAGGUUGCACAAGAGGCACUUGAAAAGCAUGCCCUGAAACAUGGCUAUACUGUGGGACCUAAAGCCAUUGAUCUCAAAUGCUUCGGCAGUCUACGCAAUGGAUUCAUUCUACCCAAUACCGACCUUGACCUGAUGGUGAGAAUGCAUCAAUCAUCUUUUCCCAAAGAACUUGAAAAGGAGUGUUCGCAGAUUCUCGAGAGUGCGUUCCUAGAUGCUGGGUUCGGUGCUUACUUGUUGCCCGAUACUAUGACCCCUAUCAUCAAACUGUGUGAGAAGCCUUCUCAAGAAUUCUUGAAUAUAAUGGAAGAAGAGCGUGAAAGACGUCAAACCCAAAAAACGCACCAGCCCGGUUACCCCAGUGAAUCUUAUUAUCCGAACCGAAGUGCUUGGUGUUUGUCUGGUACACUGCGUUCCCGCCAUAAAACAGAUUAUUCUGGAAUUUCGCAGACAGGGGUGGGUAUUCGUUGCGAUAUCAACUUCUCUGGGCGCCUGCCUCUAUACAACACAGAGCUGCUCCGUUGCUACGCCCUUUGUGACGAGAGGGUACGCCUCAUUGGUGUUUUUGUUAAAAUGUGGGCAAGAGCUCGAAAGAUCAAUGAUCCAUACCGUGGAACCAUGUGCUCAUACGGAUACAUUCUUAUGGCCAUACAUUACCUCAUGAAUGUUGCCAAUCCACCGCUGGUACCUAAUCUUCAGGCGGUACCGCGAUCAUUCCCCGGGCACGUGGAGGCCACAAACAUAAAUGGAUAUGAUGUUCGUUUCUUGAAUGAUGAGUCUGAGCUCAGGGCAAUCUCCAAGCGCAAUAGGCUUUCUGGUAACCAGCAAUCUGCUGGCGAACUUCUCCGCGGUUUCUUCGCAUAUUAUGGGAGCCGAGGAAGCAGUUCGCCACAGGGUAGCUUUCACUGGGCCAACAAUGCGAUUUCAAUUCGGACCCAAGAUGGUAUCAUUCCAAAACACGAGAAGGGCUGGCACACCGCCAAGACUGAUCGCAACGGAAAUCGACUCAGAUUUCUACUUGCCAUAGAAGACCCUUUCGAGCAUGAGCAUAAUAUCGCGGCCACAGUCACCGAGGCAGGAGUUGGCGCAAUCAGAGCAGAGUUCAAUCGUGCCCAGACCAUUAUAAAUCGCAUUCAAGAAAUACCUGGAGUUGGAUGGGAAUGGCGCACAGAUGAGGGCGACGUAGGUCAAGACCUCCUCGCAGAAACACAAGACCUGUCGAGCUCCUCCCGUCGGCCCAUAAACCUGGGGUCUCACACUUCUACAGGACCAAGGCACCUAGAUUGCGUGCCCGAACUUUGCACUGCUCAAAUGGACAACAAUCCUGGUGGUAGAUCCAUGUCGAAGUCUUCCGGUUUCGAUGGCGUCAUACCUGGAUCGCACUCGAGGUGUGCAGAGUCCGGCUCUGAAAAUCCUGCGAAAUGCGCGCAUCGCGAUACUUUCCAUCUUCGAUCUUUUGAUCAUUGCGGUAAUGCUACUAUCGGCGGACCUAAGUGGGUUAUAGAGAAACAUGACGAUGCAUCUGGUCUUACCAUGUCUCCGGCUUCAACUAUUCGUUAUGGAGGUAGCCCCUUGAUGCAUCUGUCAGUCCCCUCGAUUACAGAGAAUGGACAAGCAGGACAAGAGCUCCGACGACCCGCCGAUUUGGCUACCAAAGCCACGCGGGGCCCCAAAUAUACGCAAGAAGCUCAGGAUAUCAACUUUUUGGGUGCUAGAUUACAGUCUCCGGGUCGGUUCCUGGCCUCCCCCUCUCAGACUGAGAUUAUGGGUUUUGGAAGUUCAGGGUUUGUCAUGGAUGACCACAAGCCCAUUGUGCAAGCAUUGAAAAGCGCCCCUAAAGUUCAGCAGCUGAAAGUACCACCCACAUCUCAGUUUCGCGGAAUUUCCCUUGACUUAAGACAAUUCCAUGGACCAGGUGCUAUUCGCGAUAGGCGCGCUGCUUCCAAGCACGGGCCAACGGAUUUCUUGAAUCCUAGCCCUAAUGAUAACGUGGCCGUUGCUUCCAAUACCGAAAGUGCCUGUCAAGUAGAUGACCUUAGAAAAAGCGAGCUACUAGCCAAUCUUCCGUUUUGUGGUUGAUGCUAUACAUUCGAUCAUGGCGCAACUCUAUCGCGAUCGCGCUUAGCAGCUUUUCUAAGGAUUACCUUACAUUUGAUGAGAUCAACAGAAAACUGGAAAGAUGACAAUGGCUGGCACCGGAUUUGGACUUCUGUCACGGAGAUAUUCAAGUUGUCUUUAUUGCGGCGUUUCUACUAAUAUUAACCCAUUCCUAAAAUUAUAGACACCUUUAAUACGAC
Aspergillus glaucus CBS 516.65 is the source of this 2927-nucleotide messenger RNA. RefSeq lists its product as uncharacterized. The coding region runs from base 115 to 2709 and encodes 864 amino acids. The record is from RefSeq and is a predicted model, not a curated record. The transcript has a single exon. NCBI's taxonomy places the organism in Eukaryota, Fungi, Ascomycota, Eurotiomycetes, Eurotiales, Aspergillaceae. Gene Ontology annotation, biological process: RNA 3'-end processing. Gene Ontology annotation, molecular function: RNA uridylyltransferase activity.